Molecule: messenger RNA, 2295 nt
Organism: Meloidogyne enterolobii
Lineage: Eukaryota; Metazoa; Nematoda; Chromadorea; Rhabditida; Meloidogynidae
Source: the annotation of a GenBank genome assembly
AUGGUUUCAAUUAGAUCAAAUUUACAAAAGGCUUUAUUUCAGGAAGACGGAGAACGAUUAUUGGCUGUUGCGAAUGUUAAAAAAACUUUGAAAAAGGGAAGAGAAUUGUAUUUGUGUUUAGUUGUUACGACAACACAACCAGUUUCUGCACGCAUUUGGAUGGUUAAAUCAGAAAAAGAAAAUUCUUUUUCAAAAAAAGAACAUUAUGCUCUUAGAGACAUUCGUUCAGUUGAUGGAAUAAAUCCAAGAAAGCCUCUUCCAGACUUUAAUUUGACUAUUAAAGGACAAUUAUAUCAACUAUAUUCAAAUACUGCAGAAGAAAAAGAGUUUUUUAUCAGACAAUUAUUUAAGUUUUCAAAUGCCAAUUUGCCUAUUCAAAAACCAGAAUUUGUUAAUGUGUCUUUACCUGUUGAUACUUUACCUUCAAAAAAUGGAAGCGUUAAUGAAGAAAAUUUUGACGGAGAUUCUAAAACUCCUGCGGAAUUGGAUACAAAUUAUCAGCCAAUUUCAUUAAAAGAAGAAAACGAUUUUCGUCAUUUACUCGAAAAAGCAAAUUUACAAAUAGGCCAAGCUAGACAAUUUUCGUCUUCUUUAAAUGACCAACUUUCCCAACUUGACAGUGCAAAUUUAUCGAGUAUUAUGGAAAAUGAACAAAAUGUUGCUGAACUUAUUGGACUUAUUGAUACAGCGAUUGAAUUGGCAGAAUGUGUGGAAAAACAGUUGGAUGAAUAUGACACCUUGUUAUCGUUUGUUAGAGACAGUGUGGAAUUAAUUGAAGAAAAGGACAGCCUUCGACAUAUUGAACAACAAAAUAAUAAAAAAUUGGCUACUGAACUAGAAGAUUUUGUUUAUCAAUUAGAAAUGGUGCAAGACCAGCAUAUUGAAGCUUUAAAAAAUGCGAAUCUUUCAGAUCCUAUAAGUAUAAAUUUGUGUUGCCGUGCUGCUCGAAUUAUUGAUCAUUUUAUAACAAAAAAGUCUGAAUUAAAUUCAAUGCAAGCUUAUCAUUCUAGAAUUGAAAUGCUAAACAAAAUUACUUCAGAAUUUGUCGACAGAUUUUAUGCACAUAUUAGUACAAUUUUUGGAAAUAUGGAUUCAAUGUUAGAAAACCAACAUAUUGGUGAAAUAAUAAUGCAAAAACAUUCACAAAGGCAUAGAGCACUUUUACCUUUCUCAGAUUUAAUUUCUUGGUUAAAACAAACACGCCCAAAUAUUUAUAAAAAUGUUUUGGACCGUUAUAAUAUUGAAGCACAAAAAUUAUAUAAAAAAGAAUUUGAUAGAUUUUUUUCUGAAUUAGCAACAAGAGAAGCUUCUUCCUUAACAAAUAAUAAUUGGAAAAAUUCUUCUAAUAAUUUAAUUAAUGAACAAAAUAUUGAAGUUUAUACAAAUUUAAUAGAAACUGCUGUAGCUGAAUGCCGUGUUGUUGUAGAAAGUGAACAAAAAUUUUGUAUUCGUUUUUUUCAUUUAAAUACGGAUGUAAUAUCUCAAUUGGACAGUGAACUUAAUAAUAAAAAUGGCGAAUCAACAAAUAAAACAAUGGAAAAACAAUUAAAUGACCAGAAUCAAAUAGAAAAUUCAUUUUCAAAAAUUUCAAUAACAAAAAGACAAAGAAUUGGAAUUUUGGAUACAAUUGGACGUUUUGGCUCUUUGGCAAAAUCUUCAAUAAAAAUAUUUGCUGAAUCUGAAAGGAAAGUUGAUUUGGAUAAAUGGCUAGAAAAGUUAACUAUAGCAAUAAUUAUUGGGAUUGAUAAUGCUGCUGAAUCGCCAAAUUCAAAAUGCCCAGCUUCGGUUGUUAGAAUGGAAAAUUUUCAUGCUUUUUAUUCAAUACUUUCUGAAUUAAAAAUUCCUUGUUUGGAUGCUCGUCGAAAAGAAGUUAGACAAAAAUAUCAAGAAAAUGUAACAAUUUAUGUUAGAGAAAUGUUGGGAAGACCUUUGGAAAAAAUUCAUAAUUUCUUUGAAAGAAUUGAACGUUUAAUGGAAAAUGGAAUAUCUCCACAAGAAAUAAGUUAUGAACAACAAUUUUCUAGAAUAGAAUUAAAACGAGUAACAACAGCAUAUCCAGCAAAAGAAGUUAAAAAAGGAUUGGAAAAUUUGUACAAAAAAAUUGAAAAACAUUUGAGUAGUAAUGAUUCUUCUUUAUUGCAAGUUGUUUGGAGACAAAUGCAAGAAGAAUUUCUUAAUCAAGUUAAACAUUAUCAACAAUUAAUCUCUAAAUGCUACUUAGGCUCUAAAAUUGAACUUGAAGUUGGAAUAGAGGAUAUAUUACAAUUUUUUAGUGAAAUUGCUCAGAAACAUUGA